UGUGCGGCCUAACGGUGGUGGCGAAGGUGGCAGAGGCGGAGGGGGAGGAGGAGGCGUAGGAGGUGGUGGUGGCGGCGGAGACGCUGGUGUUGGCUAGCGGUACGCCUGCAAUUCCCGGGAGGAACCCGGGCCGUGGGCCGAGGCGGGAGACUCUCUGCGAUGGUGGGCGUCCCUGGAGCGGCCGCCUUCCAGCUUGUUUCUGAGAAAAGGGUCCCAGCAAUGCCUGGAUCGCCUGUGGAAGUAAAGAUACCGUCAAGAUCUUCACCACCCAUCAUGCCACCCCUCCCACCAAUAAAUCCUGGAGGACCGAGGCCAGUGUCCUUUACUCCUACAGCAUUAAGUAAUGGCAUCAACCAUUCUCCUCCUAACCUGAAUGGUGCACCAUCCCCACCACAGAGAUUCAGCAAUGGUCCUGCCUCUUCCACAUCAUCAGCACUAACAAAUCAGCAGUUGCCAGCCACUUGUGGUGCUCGACAACUCAGCAAGUUGAAGCGGUUUCUUACCACUCUGCAGCAGUUUGGCAAUGACAUCUCACCUGAGAUUGGAGAGAAGGUUCGGACACUUGUCUUAGCACUGGUGAACUCAACAGUGACAAUUGAAGAAUUCCAUUGCAAGCUCCAAGAGGCCACAAAUUUUCCUCUUCGUCCUUUUGUGAUUCCAUUUCUCAAGGGCCCAGCACUGGGAAAACUGCCUCUUCUUUUCAAGGCCAACCUGCCCCUGCUGCAGCGGGAACUGCUGCACUGUGCUCGGGCUGCCAAGCAGACCCCAUCCCAGUACUUGGCCCAGCACGAACACCUUCUGCUUAACACCAGUAUCGCAUCUCCUGCCGACUCUUCUGAGCUGCUCAUGGAGGUACAAGGAAAUGGGAAGAGGCCCAGUCCAGAGAGGAGAGAAGAAGGUAAUUUUGAUAGAGAUACUGUUCCUCCUGAACCUCCUGCCAAGAGAGUGUGUACCAUCAGCCCUGCUCCUCGGCAUAGUCCUGCACUCACUGUUCCCCUUAUGAAUCCAGGGGGCCAGUUCCAUCCCACUCCUCCACCUCUUCAGCACUACACCUUAGAAGAUAUUGCAACUUCCCACCUGUAUCGGGAACCCAACAAGAUGCUAGAACAUAGGGAAGCUCGUGAGAGGCACCACAAUCUUGGUCUAAAUGGAGGCUAUCAGGAUGAAUUGGUAGACCAUCGUUUGACAGAGAGGGAAUGGGCUGAUGAAUGGAAACAUCUUGACCAUGCCCUGAACUGCAUAAUGGAAAUGGUGGAGAAAACCAGGCGCUCUAUGGCAGUUCUCAGGCGCUGUCAGGAAUCUGAUCGGGAAGAACUGAACUACUGGAAAAGACGAUUUAAUGAAAAUACAGAGAUGAGGAAAACAGGGACUGAGUUGGUCUCCAGGCAACACAGCCCCGGGAGUGCAGAUUCUCUAAGUAGUGAUUCUCAACGGGAAUUCAACAGUAGACCAGGAACAGGAUAUGUACCUGUAGAGUUCUGGAAGAAAACAGAAGAAGCUGUGAAUAAAGUGAAAAUUCAGGCCAUGUCUGAAGUACAGAAGGCUGUUGCUGAGGCUGAGCAAAAAGCUUUCGAAGUGAUUGCAACAGAGAGAGCUCGAAUGGAGCAAACCAUAGCAGAUGUCAAACGACAGGCUGCAGAGGAUGCCUUCCUCGUCAUCAAUGAGCAAGAGGAGUCCACGGAGAAUUGCUGGAACUGUGGCCGCAAAGCCAGCGAGACAUGCAGUGGCUGCAAUAUUGCGAGGUACUGUGGCUCUUUCUGCCAACACAAGGACUGGGAGCGGCACCACCGCCUCUGCGGCCAGAGCCUUCAUGGUCAGAGUCCCCACAGCCAGAGCCGACCGCUGCUGCCCGGAGGGAGGGGCUCCUCAGCCAGGUCCACUGACUGCAGCGUGCCCAGCCCAGCCCUGGACAAGACCUCAGCCACCACCUCACGUUCCUCAACACCUGCCUCUGUGACAGCCAUCGACACCAAUGGACUCUGAGCCCCACACUCCACUGACCCUGAUGACCCCUCCACACAACAGAUCUUUGCAUGGGGGUUGGCUAUUGGAGCAUGUAGCUGUUGGAUCAUCCAUAGGAAAUGAAGCAGCGACAGGACUCAUCCAAGCAGUGUGGGCCCCACCCCACCUCCCUGGAACUUUCCAUCUGUGUCCUUGGUGGAAGUAGUGUGCCAUGCUCUCUGCACAAAGGCAGCCUGCCUGAGCUGUCUCCUCCAUGGCUUUCCUAGUGUGCUCCUCUCCCACUGAAGCUGGCAAAGCCAGCCCUUGGCUGUGUAGACCACCAGCUCACCCUGCCUCCAUGAGUCAACAGACUAUCAAUGUGACCAGCCAGGCUGGCAGCAGACUGAGGAGGAGGCCCCCUUCCCUCUUGAACAGUUCCUUGAACCCCAUUUCCACCCUCAGCAGGUGACGCUGAUUGGCCUCUUGGGGACUUGGGUAGGCAGAAGCAGUACUCAGGACUCCCUUCUCAACCCUGCUGUUCCAACCUGUUAAGAUGCUCAGAAACAAUAGGAAAGAAACUACCACUUUAAUAAAAACACCAUAAUAAUAAAAAGAAAUAAAUCUUCCCCACACAUCACAGAUCAUUUUGGACAAGAUUUUCCAACCCAACUGGCUACUUUAGUUUGGAACCCAUUUUUGUACCCUCCCUCACUUGAUUUUGCUUGUGCAGAAGUUAAUUUUCAGCACAUGGAUUGAUCUGAGAGAGAAAGAGACUCCUUUGUGUUAGUCUUUUCUCUCUGAGCAUGUUGGCCAGACUAGCAACAUCCAGUUACUGAGUGGAUCAUCUCUUGGAAAUGCAGAACCCUCUGCCACUGCUUGACUGUUUGCCUAGUCAUCUUGUUCUUUGUUCUUCUAUCUCUCAGACCACGUCUGGAUCACCAUGACGUCUUCUGCCCAUCGGCUCUGUUUGGCCCCGUAGGCUACAGUUGUCCCGCUGAUGUGCUGUAGUGUGUCAGCAGGACUUGCCCCACUUGUCAAGGCCUGGUUUCAUCUGAGUAGUAACCCUGGACCUGAAGGAAUCCCUCAGACCUCGUGGUUUCAUAGCCUUCUACCUGCUGCAUUGAUUCAUUUUCAAGCACACAAUUUCCCUUAGGUUUUCUGAAACCUUUCCCCUGAGCUCAGAAAGGUUCUUUGAAGUGUGGGAACCAUUUGUAGAAGGCUGACAAAUUUUUAUUCCCAUUUCCAGGGAUUUUUCUAGCUACUUACUUGGCUGUCCAAACAUGAUUUUACUGUACCCUUGCAGAGUGUUUGGGCACUGUCUCAUACACAUCCCUGCCAUUUAGGGAACCUAGGGUCCUACCCCGUGGAGGUAGUUAGGGUGAGUUGGUGGCUCUGCCCCUGCUGGCCUGUGAAAGCCACGAUCUGAUCACUGCCCUCAGUGCACAGACUGAGUCUGAAGUAAAAGCUCCGUUCCUUAAAGGAAUGGGAUCGACACAGGUGGCAUUUUCCUUGCAUACAGGUGUGUCUCUAAAAACUUAAGUCCCCGAUAUACUUUGACCAAGGAUUUUCAAUUUUACAAAGAAACUUGGAGAAGGGUAUUGUGGUCCAUGCCUGUAAUCCUAAUCCCAGCCCUGAGAUGCUGAGGCAGAAGGAUUUCAAGUUUGAGCCUGUGCUGGGCGAUUCAGCAAUUUAGUGAGAUCCUGUCUCAGAAUUUUAAAAAGGGGGACACGUGCGGAUGUAGCUGUGUGAAGGCUGUAGCUUCAAUCCCCAGUACUGCUCAAAAAGGGGAGAGGGGAAACACAACUCAAUACAAGACACCUUUAUUUUUUGAGUUUUUUUGAGAUGGGGUCUCAACUAUUGUAAUUCAGGCUGGCCUCAAACAUGCAGCAGUCCUCCUGUCUCAGCCUCUCCCCAGUGCUGGGAUUACAGAAGUAUACCACCAUACCCAGCUAAGGCACCUGUAAAAUACUUAGAUUUCCGUUGCCUAAGGUAAGGAACUCAGAGAAAGAAUAGAGAAUGGUGUUGCUUUGCCAGGGAACACCUAAGACCCUCUGUCUUCCAUUCUCCAGGCACAGCUGGACCUCCCCAGCUCCCUGCCUUCUAGAGCCUCAGCAGCUGGGAGAAGCCUGGCUUUACCAGGCAUGGAGUCAGUGCCCGGACAGCACUUGGCCAUAACACAUGUGUAUCUCCUAAGAACACCAGGGAAUGUCUAAAUCAGUUAGAGCAAGAAGGUGUCUUACUGGGUACACUGGAUCUGUCCCUAGUUUGCUGUUUUUUCAUCAGGAAUUUGAAUGAACAUCUUAGGUUUUCUAAAUGUUUUGGGGUUUGUUUGGGGGUUUUUUUGAUACCGGGGAUCGAACUUGGGUCCUUGAGCUUGCGCAGCAGGCAGCAAAACCACUGAGCUAAAUCCCCGGCCCAGGCCCAUGGUUUUCUAAAUCUUAACUGGCCCCAUGACCAGCCAAAAAUGCUCAGGUUUUUAAUUGGUUGGAAUAAAGAGCCAAAACCAACAAAAUAAUACUUACCAGGGAUCAAGGCCAAUUUCUUCAGUUAAGAUUUAGGGUCCAGGGCCUGCCCUACUUUUGUGAGCUAUAGGUCUAGUUUUUGUUUGAAAGUUUGAAAGGCUGUUCUAGACUGCUUUACUUGUAUGCUACCUAGAAGCCCCUGUAGGCCUGAGCAGUGUCCACAAAGUUGAGCUCUCAGGCCUCUUGUGCUACUCCUGGUCAGGUCACACACAUGUCACUUGGGCAUCUGUCCAGAGGUUUGUCUUCAAAAUUAAAAGAAUCCUUUUCAAUGUGAUUCCCAAAUUCUCUUCACUCCCCAGCCAGGAGGAGGACCAGCUUCCCCAUUUGGUCUCCAGUUCUGCUGGUGCCACUCCAGCUACAAGGUUAGGAGUAGAUCCAAAGGCUUCACACACUCACCUACACUAGGAUUUAAAAGCAAAAGCAUCAGAAUAAUCAGGCUACUCAGAGCCCAUUUUCUUAUAGGUUGGGGAGUGGCACAAGGGUGGCAGGUCAGUCUCGGGCUCUUCGAUAGUAUCCUAGAAACCCAAAGCAAAGAGCAUCUCUGGAGUGUGAGGCCAGUGCUCACCAUCACCCACUGAGGGACAAUGAUGAGUAGAGGGACUUCCUAGUCCCCUGCUAAGUGAGGACUGGCUGCAGGAACCAGAGAACUCCAAAGCUAGCCAAAUCGGGAGCCAUCUUUAUAUGUCCCAAGGGGCUAGGUGUGGUAGCACACCUGUAAUCCUAGCACUUGGGAGGCUGAGGCAGGAGAAUCACAGCAAGUUUGAGGCCAUCCUGGGUAACCUAGUGAGUUCAAGACCAGCUAAACUACAUAGUGAGACCCUAUCUCAAAAAAACAAAUGUCCUGAGGGAUGCUUGAAGGCAGGGUAUUCCCAUCUUCCUUUGUGCUCUGGCUCCCCACUUGGCUGCACCAUGCCUUGUGCAGUGGGGAAGAACUUCAAGGCCACCUGCUUGGAAACAGGCAGUCCACCCUGCAAGGUGUGAGACUCUACCUUUGAGAUUCCCUGCAUCUCCAGGGCUGAAGCCUCAGCAGAUCUCAGGUAAGCACAGGUUGGGUUGACCUUUCCUAGGGAAUUGUGUGGAGUCAUGUCUGCCAAUGGAUCUGCAUCUGGAAACCAGAUACACUUGCCAGUGACUGGUCUGCACUUGGCAUUAGCUGCUGCCCUCUGCAGUAUGGGCUCCUUUGCCCAUCUGGUCCAGUUGGCCCCCCAAGAGUUCGUCACCAUUGGCAAGUCAACAUUUUGCUUUGUACAGUCCUGUCCCAAAGUUGACGUGAUCCCCAGCCUUGUCACCUGCUCACAAAGGAUGUAGGUAGUUCUGGAAGAUAGCUCCGCAAAUGUGUUCGAAGGUUCAGCAGCACAAUUGGAACUGUGUGGUAGUGAGUUCUACAGGCAGAAAGCAUAAAGAAUGACCAGAUGGCCAUUUGUCCUUGAAACUGAAGAAAGGCUGAAGAUUAAAGAAAUCAUUCCAAAUAGGACACAACUUGGAGCCUUUCUUCAGAGCUGAACUAGAACCAUUGUGUCCAGGCUCCCUGAUCAGGAGACCAAGCCAACUUUCUUAGAUGGUUUUUAGUUCUUUGCAGAGAACUGAGUGGUGGCACGUUUGAACCAAAUGUGAGAAAGACUUUGGCUGUUCCAGCAUAGGCCAGAUGGCCAGCUGUCAGAGAAGAUCCCUGCCCUGGCUGGGCUGGGUACUUGGCCAGCUGGUAGGCAGGUCCCUUCUGACUCUUGAGAGUAGUUCUUGUGAAACCAAAAUGUUGGCUACCUGCCUCUUGCCCCUGGGCAUUUGACAUGCUCACUUCCAAAGACAAUGGAGCAGGUGACCUUUCCCACCAUGAGGUAGGAGAGGGUUGGGAGGUCUGAAAGCCUGAUUUGACAAUUCACCUACCCUCCACAGCCCCAAGAUGGCAUUUCUCAUGCAGAACUGGUCUGGUCAGACCUCCAGCUGCCCAGUGUAUACUUUCAUUGAUGCUUAUACCAAAUAGGGCAUUGCAGCUGGUGUCUUGGGGCAGCCCUGUCCCUGCCUUGGAGUCAGCAGAGAGAAGAAGCAGCAAUAAGCAUUCAGUGAAAGGGCUGUUUGGCUAAAAGGCCUUCAGUCCACUUACGUGGCUUUCAGAAUUCCUGAGAGGCCACAAAGACUUCGUCUGUAAAAAAAACCAAUAGUGUCAAUAAAGACAAAACUGAGCCUCCACAAGUGGUUUUCAAAGGAGGGUGAUGAAUGUCAAACCACCCACAGGAUGCAUUAGAGUCCGGUUUUUCUGUGCUUUAUCAUUUUACUUUGAUAGGAAGUUUUGUUACUUAACUCUGUGCAUAACUUAUUUAAUGUACUGUAUAAAUGAACCAAAACCAUUAUAUAUGUAUUUAGUUUGUUCUACUGAAAGUAGUCAAUAAAAGGCUAUAUUCCUUU
Molecule: messenger RNA, 6866 nt
Organism: Heterocephalus glaber (naked mole-rat)
Lineage: Eukaryota; Metazoa; Chordata; Mammalia; Rodentia; Bathyergidae
Gene: Cbfa2t2
Product: CBFA2/RUNX1 partner transcriptional co-repressor 2
Biological process (GO): negative regulation of DNA-templated transcription; DNA-templated transcription
Cellular component (GO): nucleus
Molecular function (GO): transcription corepressor activity
Source: RefSeq, a predicted model, not a curated record